This is a messenger RNA of Cyanistes caeruleus (blue tit), 2636 nucleotides long. It is a transcript of the gene KLF10, whose product is annotated as KLF transcription factor 10. Gene Ontology annotation, molecular function: DNA-binding transcription factor activity, RNA polymerase II-specific; RNA polymerase II cis-regulatory region sequence-specific DNA binding. NCBI's taxonomy places the organism in Eukaryota, Metazoa, Chordata, Aves, Passeriformes, Paridae. The record is from RefSeq and is a predicted model, not a curated record. Gene Ontology annotation, biological process: regulation of transcription by RNA polymerase II.
GGGCAGGGAAUCCGCAGAGAGAGGAGUAAGAAAUGGAGAUAAUGACUGAAAAACAGAGAGAUAAGAGGUACUUCUGGAACAAUACACCUGAAAAAAGCGAUUAUGAGGCUGUAGAAGCCCUUAUUUCUAUGAGUUGCAACUGGAAAUCAGACUUCAAGAAACAUGCAGAAAUGAGACCUAUAACUCCUGCAUCUGACAUAUCAGAAGAAAGUGAUGAGGCUUUGCUUCCGGGAGCAGCAGACUUUAAUGCAAUACCAGCAUUUUGCCUGACCCCUCCCUACAGCCCUUCCGACUUUGAGAUGUCGCAGGUGAUCCAUCCACUUGCCAAGGCGCUGUCCGAGGCUGCCAAGCCUCCUCUGGCCACACCUCGGAGAGAAGCGGAGAGGUCUCCAGCAGCCAGGCCUCUGAAAGCUCAAGUGACAAGUGUUAUCCGCCACACGGCUGAUGCCCAGCUCUGUGACCACAAAACCUGCCCCGUGAGAACAGCCAGUGUGCUCAAAUACCAGGACAGCGCUUUGAGGGAAACAAAUGGGAAACAGAAUGCCAAAGAAGAGCACUCGGUGUGCUCUGCCGUGGCACCAAGCGGAGCCAGUGCUGAGACCAGCAAACUGUCGCUGGCAGAAGGAAGAACUGCAGGACCAGCUGUUGGUCCCGUGCCCUUGACAAGGCCCUCAGUGAGCAAGGAGGAGUCUGUCCCUGAACCAGCAGAGCAGCCAGCGGCCGCAGCACCACUGUCCCCUGCCCAAGGCAGCGGAGCCCCCCCUGUGCCAGUGAUUUGCCAGAUGGUCCCACUGCCCACAAACAACAAUGUUGUGACGGCUGUGGUGCCCAACAGCGCGCCAGGCCAGCAGCCGGCUCUCUGUCAGCCCAUGGUCUUCAUGGGCACCCAGGUUUCCAAAGGUGCCGUCAUGUUUGUUGUGCCCCAGCCAGUUGUGCAGGGCACAAAGGCUCCCAUUGUUAGUCCAAAUGGCACGAGACUCUCUCCCAUUGCCCCCGCUCCUGGCUUUGUACCUUCUACAGCAAAAUCCACUCCUCAGGCUGAUUCUUCAAGAAUAAGAAGUCACAUUUGCGGCUACCCAGGAUGUGGGAAAACGUACUUCAAGAGCUCCCAUUUGAAGGCUCAUGUCAGAACACACACAGGAGAAAAGCCAUUCAGUUGCAGUUGGAAAGGCUGUGAGAGGAGGUUUGCACGCUCUGAUGAACUGUCUCGCCACCGCAGAACGCACACCGGGGAGAAGAAGUUUGCCUGCCCGAUGUGUGAGCGGCGGUUCAUGCGGAGCGACCACCUCACAAAGCACGCGCGUCGCCACUUGUCGGCAAAGAAGUUACCGAACUGGCAAAUGGAAGUGAGCAAGCUCAACGAUGUUGCCGUGCCACCAACGCCUGCGACCGCCCAGUGAAAGGGCUUGCUCUGGAGACGGUGGAAUUAACUGCUGUUGCUGGGAUAGGCCGGCUGAAAAAAGGCUUUUUCUCCCGGUCUGUGGUUCUCCCGCAUUGGCUGCUGACAGCAGUACAGAGGCAAAGGCAGCUGCACUUAGUCACAAAAGAUGUUGCUGGGAGAACCAGUGGCUGACUGGAAUAGCGGGUGUCUUUUGCACUGGUGAGGAGAGAAAGGAAGUGAAGGCUCUAGAGCAGAGCAGCCACAUUGUGCCAGUUUUGAAUUUUGUGAAACACUUUUGUAUGCUCUAGAUCCAGUCCCAUGCAAGUGUUCCUGAGGGUUUGCUGCUCGUGUCUGAGACCAACUCCAAUUUUAGCUGUCAGUUGUCCGUCUUCAGUAGGUGCAGACAAGCAUAGCAGCAAUGUACAGGCACAGGCUUGAAAGCCCAGAACCCACCUGCGUGAGAUAAUCUAAAUCAGUUUUGCUACUUCUGCCACCUUUGCUUGGUAGGAAUCUCUUCCUCCUAACCAUUCUCCAGCCCCAUUAUAAUCAAUGAUUUGGUGCCAGACUCCUGGAGAUUUUAGGCACCUCCUCCUGCAUGGGGUGGUUAACGCACCCAGCUUUAUACUGCUGUGUCCAGAGGGGCUUGGGAUGGGCACGCGGGGGCACUGCAUGGGCAGUCGAAGGCAGGAAUGUUUCUGAAUCCUUAUUAGCUUUGUAAUGUUUUCCCAGCUGCUUUGGCAAGCUUUGUGAUUGUUACAGCUGGUUAUACCUGGGCAUCGCAUGAUGCUUCUGCUUUUGUGUUGCUUACGGUUUCCUUUCCACCUUCUCACUGCGCUGGUCAUGAGCAGAUAAUCGGGCACCUUGAAGAUAAACUUGGUAACUGUAAACUACUCUGGUUGAUUGAAGAAGAAAACCAAGACUCUUAGACUUCUUGAUUGAGUUAUUCAUUGAAAGGCGGUUUAUGCUAAAAUUGAAAUGGAUAUAUUAUGUAUUGUAUUAAAUUAGAAAAUUGUGAUUCAAAGAGGAAACAAGGCAACAAAGACACUGGCCUAGAAUUUAAACCAGCUUUCGUGACAAUGCAUCAAUUUUCAUUAUUUGUAUUUUAUCAUAUUAUGUUGAGGACACAUAUCAGAAAGUGAAUGGUUUGAAAAUAGUGUAUUAGAUCUGCUUUUUGUGACUACUUUAAAGAUUUGCACAUUUCUUACGUUGUACUUUAUACUUUGUUUACAAUAAACCAAUUUUCUGUAAUACUGAA